AGUUCCUAUAAACCCACUCCUCUCCCUUCUCUGCUUCUCCAACCUCCUUCAACUCGCGCUGCAUAUAACAUGUCCAAGAUCGAUCAAAUAAUGUUACGCUUUCGCCCUAUCGCCCCCAAACCCCUCCCCGCCGCCGCCUCCCUUUCCGACGCUUUCUCCUCGGAAAACACCGGCGUCUCCAAGCGGAAGGAUAACACUGGCAGCAAGCGGUGCAGUCGAGGGAUCCGCCGGAGGAGAAACGCGCCUCCUCCUCCUCCUCCUCCGCCUCCGGCGGUGACUCUCCCGCUGCUACCGGAAACUCCAGAUCCGAAGAAAACUACCUCCGAACUAAAGAACAAGAACGUACCGGUGUGGCUGAGCUUCGAAAACAGCUUCAAGAACCGCGGCGGUACUGCUUCUGAGAAGGUGGAUCCGUGCUGGUACUCUCCGGCAGCGGGAUCGGUGGUGACGGUGGAGUGCGUGAUGGACAGGUGGCAGCCUCAGGAGGAGGGACUAGGGUUGGGGAGAGGAGACGUGGAACGGAAGGUUAAGCUUGAGGAGGACACGUGUCCGGGGUUUAUAUCGGACGGUUACGGGAGGGUGACGUGGACGAAUGGGGCGUACAGGGAAAUUAUGGGAGAGGGAGGAGUAUGGUUGGCAAUGAAGGUGACCGUACCGUGUUUGUACAGAGGUUUCACGUGCAGGGUGAGGGUGCAGUACGCCUGUGGUAAAGAGAGAACGGUGCCAUGUGAUGUUUGGAGAAUGAACAGUGGAGGCUUUGCCUGGAGAUUAGACGUUAAAGCUGCUCUUAGCUUAAGCUUAGCUCUCUAAUAACCAUAACUAAUCAACUGUGAAUAUAUCACCUUAGGCCAGGUAGCUUUUUUUAGUGUAAAUUCUAAAGUAGAAAUUAAUGCUGAUCGGAACAACACGACUUUCCGAUCUUAAUUUGGACGUGAAAAGUUAAGUUGAUUACUCUGCGUAUAUCAAUUAUGAGUAUCAAUACUCUACGGUAUGAAUGUAUGAUCGAUCAUUAUCGUGUAAUGUUUCCUAGCUAAAUCCCACUAGUGAUAUUGAUCUGUGGCUUAUUUAUAUAUCAAAUCUUAUCUU
Molecule: messenger RNA, 1086 nt
Organism: Glycine soja
Lineage: Eukaryota; Viridiplantae; Streptophyta; Magnoliopsida; Fabales; Fabaceae
Exons: 1
Coding region: 70-810 (246 amino acids)
Source: RefSeq, a predicted model, not a curated record